Gadus macrocephalus (Pacific cod) is the source of this 8743-nucleotide messenger RNA. RefSeq names its product discs, large homolog 2 (Drosophila) (gene dlg2). Gene Ontology annotation, biological process: chemical synaptic transmission. Gene Ontology annotation, cellular component: neuromuscular junction; neuron projection; postsynaptic density membrane. The record is from RefSeq and is a predicted model, not a curated record. The transcript has 29 exons. Gene Ontology annotation, molecular function: kinase binding. The coding region runs from base 1211 to 4333 and encodes 1040 amino acids. NCBI's taxonomy places the organism in Eukaryota, Metazoa, Chordata, Actinopteri, Gadiformes, Gadidae.
UUCCCACUGCCAAUGCCGCUGCACGUAAUUAAGGAAUAAAAAUGUGGCAGUGCGAGGAUUCAGCGACCCGCCGGGGAACACCGCUUUGGUCGGGGGACAUGUCUAGCUAAUACACAUAAAUACAUGGACCAUGUAAAUACGGGUUUACAUUGGAGAACCAUGCAUUUGCUGUGUUUCUCCCACUGUUGGCAGGCAGGUAUUCUCCUACAGGCGUCGCACUGCCGGGAAAGCCUAUCUCUUCAUUUGUAAUGUUGCCUUGUUGUUUAGCAUGAUGAUGGCUAGCUCUCCCAUUGGGCCAUGCAUGUUUUUUUGAAAUUGAAGCGACAAUAGUUAGUCACUGUAAAUGUUGUAUCUAAAAGAUGAGAAUAACUUGUCUGAAGCGAAAAACGCAUUCCAGCACAAGUUAAAGCCGCCCGACCAGCUCCAGAGGCUGGCGUGUCGGAGACGUUUUCUAAAGCAAACACGGCGAAAAAGACGCUGUUUAUAUUUCUCUUAUUGAUCGUCCAGCGCUCUGUGUGGGUGAACUUUAAUGUUUAGUUCCGUGGAUUUGCGGCUUUUUUUGGGCGUGGUACACAAUACUAUAUAUAGGCUACAUUUUUUUUCUGGAGGGGAGGGUGGGGAAUAUUCAGAUAACAGAAUAUAACAAGUUUCAGGUGUAGACACGAUUUUGGCACGACGCCGAUACGAUUCAAUGCCAAAAUGUGGUGUGGAUGAAAGGCGGUACGGGCGACACCAUCAAAAACUCCUACUGUGCACACACAGUGAGCCACCAGGAUCAGCCGGAUCAUACCUCGGACAAGCUUAUUGCACCUGUCAACACACUCACACACAGGCACACACACCCAUCGUCAUGGAAUAGCACAACCAGCUGCAGCUUACUUUUGGGUCAACUAUGAGGAGGAUUUUACGGCUUGUGGUGUGUGCACUCGCGGGUCUCUUCGCUGCCUGUAUCCUCGUUUCUUGGCGAAAUGCUUGUGGACUAUUGACGAGGAGAGUCAUGGCAGUGGAUAACCUACAUCACCCCAUCCUAUCCGCCGCUCGUCUUACCGCAGACGGGCUUGUUUUGCAGUAGAACUUCCCUCCUGCAAAUUGCACACUUCCCCUCGAUCCCCCGAUGACUUUACUUCUCCAGACGAAAUGAAGUUGUUGAGUAUGAACUGAGGAUUGAACUGGCGUGCUUUUAAAGCAAAAGUGGCGUACGGAGUCAAUCAUGCCUGUUAGGAAAAAAGACACGUCCCGGGCGUUGGGGCUUCUGGAGGAGUACUGCUCCCGGCUACGGAAGCCAGAGGAGGACGCUCUCCGGACGGCCAUCCAGCGAGUGAUGCUGAUCUUCAAAAGCAACCUCUUCGAGGCUCUUCUCGAUAUCCAGGAGUUCUAUGAGUUGACGCUCCUCAACACCCACAAGAGCUGUGAGCAGAAGCUGGAGGAGGUCACCCACAUGGCCGACCGGUGGGAGAAGGCCGUCACGCUGCCGGACCCAGAGGUCACCCCGACGCCCUGCCCCUCUGUCCAGAAGGAAGAGCAGAGUGAGCAGAGAUGCGUGGAUCCCAGUGUGACGGAGCAGAGUGAGAGCAGUGCCAAGCAGUCUGAGAACAGGCCACAGGCGGUGCAGGGCUCCCCACCAAAUGGACAGCCCCCGCCCUGCAUGAACCCUGCCCUGAUGAGUGCUCCCUGGUACCACUACCAGGACGAGGACUCGCCGGCCCUGGACCAGGGGGGGUUCCCGCGGCUCACAGGCGAGGCCCGCGCCCCUGAGCUGGUGCACGUGUCGGAGAAGAACCUGUCGGAGAUCGAGAACGUGCACGGCUACGUGUCCCACUCACACAUCUCACCACUCAAGGCAAGCCCCGCCCCAAUUGUAGUCAACACGGACACCCUGGAGUCGGUACCAUAUCUCAAUGGGACAGAGGUUGAAUAUGAGUUUGAGGAGAUCACGCUGGAGCGGGGCAACUCGGGCCUUGGCUUCAGCAUCGCCGGCGGGACGGACAACCCACACAUCGGAGAUGACCCGGGCAUCUUCAUCACCAAGAUCAUCCCAGGGGGGGCGGCCUCGGAGGACGGGCGCCUGCGGGUGAACGACUGCAUCCUGCGGGUGAACGACUCGGACGUGUGGGAGGUGUCCCACAGUAAGGCCGUGGAGGCCCUGAAGGUGGCGGGCUCCAUCGUGCGGCUGUACGUGCGGCGCCGCCGGCCCAUGCUGGAGACCGUCCUGGAGAUCAAGCUCAUCAAGGGACCCAAAGGGCUGGGGUUCAGCAUAGCAGGCGGGGUCGGAAACCAGCACAUCCCCGGAGACAACAGCAUCUACGUCACCAAGAUCAUCGACGGGGGAGCGGCCCAGAAGGACACCCGGCUACAAGUGGGAGACCGGCUGCUCAUGGUAAACAACUACACCCUGGAGGAGGUGUCCCACGAGGAGGCGGUGGCCAUACUGAAGAACACCUCGGACGUGGUCUACCUGAAGGUCGGCAAGCCCACCAACGUGUACCUGUCGGACCCCUAUGGGCCUCCGGACAUAACGCACUCAUUCUCUCCCACCAUGGAAAACCAUAUCUCUUCAACGGGAAACAUCGGCGCCCUGGAGUAUAAGUCGGGGCUCCCGCCCAUCUCCCCCGGGAGUUACUCCCCCAUCCCCAAGCACCUGCUGGGCGACGAGGACGUGAACAGGUUGGACGGUUUUUCCUUCUUACGAAACCCAUCGCUAGACGACAGCGACGGUCACAGGUUUGAGUCCCAGCAUUUCCAGCUUAGGCCUCCCGAGCCCGUUUACAGCACUGUGAACAAACUGUGUGACAAACUGCCCUCCCCUCGACACUACUCUCCCCUGGAGGACGACAAGAGCCUCCUCCACUCCGUCCCCUUCCCCACCUAUCACUUAGGCCUGUUCCCCGACACGGACGUCACCAGGGAGCCGCGCAAGAUGGUGCUCCACAAGGGCUCCACCGGCCUGGGCUUCAACAUCGUGGGCGGUGAGGACGGCGAGGGCAUCUUCGUGUCCUUCAUCCUGGCCGGGGGGCCGGCCGACCUCAGCGGGGAGCUGAGGAGGGGAGACCAGAUCCUCUCGGUGAACGGCAUUGACCUGCGAGGGGCCACCCACGAGCAGGCUGCCGCCGCACUGAAGGGGGCGGGCCAGAUGGUCACCAUUGUGGCCCAGUACCGGCCUGAAGAACUUGCCCUAUGCUCACCAUGCCGGGGCCCUUCUCCAGCACCAGAGUACGGACGUUUUGAGGCCAAGAUCCACGACCUCCGGGAGCAGAUGAUGAACCACAGCAUGAGUUCUGGGUCAGGGUCGCUACGAACCAAUCAGAAGAGGUCCCUCUAUGUCAGGGCCCUGUUCGACUAUGAGAAGGCCAAGGACAGCGGGCUGCCCAGCCAGGGUCUGAGCUUCCGCUACGGAGACAUCCUGCACGUCAUCAACGCCUCUGAUGAUGAGUGGUGGCAGGCCCGCCGCGUGACGCCGCACGGGGACAGCGACGAGAUGGGCGUCAUCCCCAGCAAGAGACGGGUGGAGCGGAAGGAGCGAGCACGUCUGAAGACGGUGAAGUUCAACGCCAAGCCGGGCUCCAUCGACUCCAAAGGGUCAUUCAAUGACAAACGUAAAAAGAAUUACAUCUUCACACGAAAGUUUCCAUUCUACAAGAACAAAGAUGGCGACCAAGAAGGCAGUGAUUCUGACCGAAGCCAGGAAGAGAUAAUCCUCUCGUAUGAGCCGGUGAUGAGACAAGAAAUUAAUUACGCCAGACCUGUCAUAAUCCUGGGACCCAUGAAGGACCGGAUCAACGACGACCUCAUCUCGGAGUUCCCCGAAAAGUUUGGCUCAUGCGUACCACCUGCUAACAGUUCAGGGCAACAAGACACCACUCGACCAAAGAGGGACUACGAGGUGGACAGCCGCGACUACCACUUCGUCCAGUCCCGGGAGCAGAUGGAGAAGGACAUCCAAGAGCACAAGUUCAUCGAGGCGGGCCAGUACAACGACAACCUGUACGGCACCAGCGUCCAGUCGGUCAAAUACGUGGCGGAGAGGGGCAAACACUGUAUACUGGAUGUGUCCGGGAACGCCAUCAAGCGAUUACAAGUAGCACAACUUUACCCUAUCGCCAUAUUCAUCAAACCCAAGUCGGUGGAUUCAUUAAUGGACAUGAACAAGAGGCUGACUGAGGAACAGGCCAGGAAGACGUUUGAUAGAGCUCAGAAGCUAGAGCAAGAGUUUGGGGAAUUCUUCACAGCGCUGGUCCAAGGGGACACCCUAGAGGACAUAUACAACCACUGCAAGCAGGUCAUAGAGGAGCAUUCUGGACCCUACAUCUGGAUCCCCUCCAAGGAAAGACUAUAACUCCCCAGCUUCGCAGGGGCUCUGGACUGCUAGAAACUAGUGAUCAUUUGUAACAUACAAUAACUCUAUGGCGAUGAAUAGUCUUCUGAUAUAAUUAUUAUGAUUACCGGUAUUAUUAUUAUUAUUACUGUGAAUAUUUCUUUUUUUUUUCAAUUUGUUCAUUAUUUUUUUCGGGUUUUAUUUAUUCGUUUAUUUUUUUCACUCUCAACAUGAUUGUUCCUGAAUGUAUACCACAAAGUGUUAGACAACGUUUAGCUUCGAAUACAUCAACCGUUUGUAUAUUUUGUUCAUUCUUAUUUUUGCCAAAAAAAAUGAAAGAAAGAAAACAACAUGCAGCGGCAAGCGACAAAAUAAACGUGGGGUUGAUUUGUCCUUAUCGACGCUCUGUGGGACUUCAGAACCAUUACACUGGAGAUGUUCAAGUGCGGGAAAAAUGAGUCUGCCUGGUAGUACCACGCCCUCCACCGCACACGCACACGCACACACACACACGCACACCCCAACCAUCCUUUCCGAUCGGCAGCCCGCUUGCAUGCAAACCUUCAUCAUCAUCAUCAUCAUCCAGAGCCCAGCUCACGUACGUACGCACCACCCCCUCCCAAACUCAUCUCACUAAUGGGAUCUUCCGCGUGUGACACCCUGGGACACGACUCACGGACCAAACAUUUUGCUUUGCUGUUUGUGUGCUCGUUCGACUGGGUUUUGUCUUCACUGGUUUCUUUACCCCCUCCAGUGCCCAGGGUUAAAGUAGAGGAAGUGGUAGGUGAAGGUGUGUUUGGUCGGGUGAGUCGGUGGCCAUGGGUUCGGUAGGGUACUGUCGCGUUAAGGAGGCGAGAGAACUAGAACUAUAUUUUGCUACUUGGAUUCAUUAAGUGGGAAGGGCACAAAAGCACAGAAGUAUUUAUUAAAUAUAUAACUGCGGUAUCUACUGAAGCUUCAUUUGAGUGUUGUGUAUAGUGAUAGUGUCUGAUGGGAGUCCUAGGGCGACUGUAGUGAGUGCAGUGGUGUGUGUUGGUGAAGCAUGAGGAUUGACAUAAGGCAUAAGGGGGACCAUAAUCCAACACCACAUUGAACCCUGUUUUCUGGAACAAAUAUGUUCGGCAAUGAAAAUGAGCACUUUUUAGGAACUUUACAGAUGUGCACUUAGUAAAAAGCAAUAUUGAAGCAGUGUAGGAAUUUUAUUUGAAAUAAUUCCCCAAAAAUAGACAAAACAAUAAAUACCUAAUUUAAAUACAACAGAUAUAAACACAACAGGCCUUCUGCUUCUGCUACUACGAGUGCUCAAGAUGCACUCCAAAGGAUAGAAUCAGCCUCCAAAGGAUGAUAUUGCUGGGCUUGACAAGUAACCAUGACAUCUCGGUGCUGUUGUCAUUAGGGUGAAAUAACGACCCCUUGUGGCCUGAAUGCACAGGUUACUCCAGUACAGCCAAGUCAAUGUUACAUAAUACACAGAAGCGAUAUAUUUUACAAUGCAGCGGCUUGCCUCUACUGGCUUCCAGACCAGCCGAUGACUCAAAGCGUCCACUACAGUAUCCUCUGCAUUGGAUUUAGAAGGCCAGUUAAGCAGAAUGCGUCAACACGAUAGGUUUGUUUCUAACCAGCGGCCGUCUUUAAAGUGCCCUUAAUCAUUGCUCUAGUCCCAAGCCGCAGAAGUAUUUCAUUCAAAACAAAUGAAAAUGACAAACUUACAACACUUUAACCACCUCCCUCUAUCCCCCUCCUUUUAAUUUAAUCUGUUAAAAGAUUUCAGGCUAGAGUUUACCCCACACGCUAUUUGUUUGAUGUGGACACUGUUCUGUGAGUUUGGUUGUUGUUGAUAUGAUGCAAUUUCAACUCUGUAAAACGGGAUUACAUUACGAUGACAUCAGAACACAAAUCACCAUUAUGCAAAAGCCUACAUUGUUUAUUAUUUGAGGUAUGCGUGUGUGCAUAUAUAUAUAUAUAUAUAUAUAUAUAUAUAGUACUGUCUGGCAUCAUUUCCUUCAAGUUUCCAUCAAUUAUUGUUCACCACUUGCCUUAACAGAGUAGGUUUAUAUCCAAGAUGAAAAAUCUUGUAAAUGUAACUUCCUUGAGAAAUGAUUUUAUUUAUUUUAAGAACGCAUCUCAGCUCUGAGUACACCCAAGGUUGAAUAUAAUUAUAUUUAGAUGUAGCUUUGUAUUCAGUGACAGGUUGUUAGAGCAAAGUUUAGUUAAAGGUUUAUUUAUAUUUUAGUUAUCCUAUCAGAUAUGCAUGAGAACCGUGUUUGUGGCAAAAAUUUAUUUUAUGGAUGACAUUUAAAUUAAAGGUGCCACAAGAUUCCCCACAAAAGAAGUCAUCAAUAUUGUUAAAUACUUUAUUUUAAAGUUCAUAGUAUAUUUAAAACAACAAGGGUUUUCUGGUAAACCAGAGGAUUGGGCCUUAAAUGAUUAAUCCUUGCAAUAUAAUAAUACAAUAACCAAGCUAAUACUCACAAGCUAGAGUGGAUCUUAUAGGAACACCUGACUAAUAAUGGUCCAAUCUCCCUUUACCCCUCAAACAAAUUUCAAUUAAAAAAAUGUCAAAACACCAAUAUCAUCCACACCCACUCCGGUUGAAACAGGAUAAGGAAAAUCUGUAUAAACGAAUCCCAUCUGGUCCCAUUGUGAACUCAAAUAAUCGCAGAAGAAAGUGGAGGUGACUGAAAGUCAUUGUUUGAGAAAUGUGGUCAACUCAUCUUAUAAAAGUUAUUUCACAAUAGUUGAUUCCUUAGCAGUUACAAUAUAUUAUGUUUCCAAAACUGCCUUUUUAAUCAUUUGAAAAUGCUCCCUAAAGUAUAUUAUAUCAGGUCAACACCAUUAUUCCUGUUUAUUACACUUUAAUGUAAACAAAUACAUUUUCUGUUGUUCAUAGUGAAUUAAUUUAACAAUGUGUGUAUAGGGUCUCAGAAUAAGCUCACCCAUUUGUUUUGUUUUUCACUUCCAGCAAUAGUUUGGCAACAUUUUUAAAUAAGCAAUUAUAACAUGCAGGAUAUAAUGCAUAGAUAUUUAUUCAUGAGAAAGAUGACUUUGGGGGCGAUGGUGUGUGUAUCUGGUUUAUCCUUAGGACCUUUUUCGUUGAAAUGUCCUUUUAUUUAUAAGGUAAACCAGGGCUUAUAAUGAACGGGUAUAGCCUAUUUUCUUAAUUAAUCAGGAGCCUGUGGGCCUACUGUAACCAAGGAAGCAUCAUGCCCACUCUAAACCAACACAUAUUUCGACAUAGGAGGUGGGAGGACACUCAAUUAUAAUUUUUCCACUGAAUGCUGUUUACUAAUGCUGUGUUGUGUCACUUCCUGUGUUCUGAACCUCUGAGUGUGUGGAUUGCACUCUUACUUUACGGUACAACGUUAGCGGAUAGCUUAAUCUGCUGCUGUUUGCUGUCCACUCUUCCGUCACAGUGAAUAAGUACGACUAGAUCAGCCAUUUGGAUUUUCCAACCACUGAGUUUGUAUUGCACAUGAGUGGGCAGUCCUGGUAUAGAAGGACCAAGAGGUGGUGUUAUAGAGUUACAAUGACAUGAGAGCAGAUUUCUAUCCUUCCACGUUUUGUAUAAAGUGCAAGGCCUGUGAAAAAGCAGUUGAAGUGGUAAAUAGAAAACAAUAUAUAAAACAGUGGUGCCAAUGGCACUUCUUUAACAUUUUGCGAGCAAUUUGCACUUGCUGAGAAUAUAUUUAAAAACAUGUUCACAUGAAACGUUUACAAAAUUUCUGUGACAAAACAAUUCCACAACAGCUUUGUUGUCUAGAAAAAAAAGGGUUGCUUUUGUUUUGUUUGGUUGUUGAUGUUGAUUUUCUUUGCUUGAGGGUUGUUUGAUAAGGGGUUGUUCUAGAUUGCAGUACAUUACAUUACAUUUCUUUGCAGUAGGAAUAUAGUGGUAUUUUCUCAACACCAUACUAUGAAACAGGUUCAGCAAAACCCUGCCAGAGUUCAGCAUAGAAGCCCACCUUGUUUUGGAUUUGUUGCUUCUAAUUACAUGGAUGUUGGUUUUUUGGUUUUGUUUUGUUCUUUAAACCUUCUCGUCUAUUCAAUAUCAAGAUACAAUGCACUUAAAACAAGGCACCGAUAUGCCAUAUCUGAUUUACACAUUUGAUUGUAGCUUUUUGUUUGUUUGUUUCAGCUGAGUGGUUAUAGUUAAAUCUGUGCAGGGCUGUACAUUUUACAUUUAGAUUGAUUUAGCUUCUUGACAAUAACAACAAAACUAAAGGAAAUAUAUGGUUUUGUCUCUUUAUAUUCUGGACAUUUGCAUCUUUUCAGUGAAAACGUUUGAAACACUGAGGUUGUCUCUGCUCUCUGUUGUAUGCACUUCUGGACGCUUUGAUGAAUACUACUUUAAGAGCAUUUGCUGUAUACAAGCCCUUACCACAGCAACCGUAUUUUAAAGAGAAAUGGACAUUAAACAUGUAAAAUACUUUUAAA